AUGGGGGUGACUGGAAAAGACAGCCUUCAGGAUUGCGUUAAGGUUAGAGACAUUUUUUAUACUCACCAUUUGGCAUAUGAGGUUCCAAUGGCUAUCGUCAUUUUGAGUCAACCAACUGGGGGCCAACUCUGUUGGCGUUUGGCGCCAUUUGUGUACACUCUCAUUUGGGAGGACAAACCGGAGGACAUGAGUGAUAAGGAUUGGGAUAAGUUUAAUCGUCAGGCUUGUGGUUCCAUUCGGCUAUGUCUCGCAAAAGAUCAAAAGUAUUUUGUUAUGCGAGAGACGAAGGCGAAGGAUCUUUGGAAGAAGCUCGAGGAUAAGUUCAUGACCAAGAGCGUAGAGAACCGCCUCUACUCGAAGAAGAAGCUCUUCCGUUUCCAGUUCCGUGCAGGUAGUUCUAUGAAUGAGCACUUGUCUGAUUUUAAUAAAAUACUUGCUGAUCUUCAGAAUUUGGAUGCCAAUAUUCUUGACGAGGAUAAGGCUUUGAUUUUGUUGAAUUCUCUUCCUACUUCGUAUGAUCACCUUGUUACUACUUUGUUAUAUGACAAGUGUGCUUACUGUCACAACAAAGGUCAUUGGAAAAGGGAUUGUCAUGUCUUAAGGAGUAAGGACUCCAAUUCCAAUUAUGCUUCUGAUGAGGAUGAUGAUUUGAAAGCUUUGGUGAGUCUCAUGCCUGUUAGCCACUCGAGGGAGUCGAAGUGGAUUUUGGAUUCUGAUUGUGGCUGUCAUGUGUGUCCUAAUAGGGAUUGGUUCUCUAGCUUGAAAGAGUUAGAUGGCGGUGAUGUUUUUGUGGGUGAUGGCGGUGCUUGCAAGACUUUGGGAAUAGGUACAAUCAGCUUGGUUAUGCAUGAUGGAUUCAUUUGGACAUUGGAUAAUGUUCGGUAUGUACCGAGCGUGAAAUAUAAUCUCAUCUCUCUGGGUGCCUUAGAGACCGUAGGUUCGGUGAUCACUUUGAAGAGUGGAGCUCUAAAGGUUUCAUUUGGCAAUCUGGUUGUGAUGGAGGGCGUUAGGUGCAAUAAUUUGUAUUUUCUUGAAGGGAGUACAGUGUUGGGUGGAGCAGCCACUGGCGCUUUGGAUAUUGGGGAAUCUGUUCUGGAUACUACCGCUUUGGGGCACGAAUGCUUUGAUGAUUUGGGGAAGCAAUCCGGGGUUCAUUUUGGGGAGCAUUAUGCUUCGGAGAAGCAACUUGGAGUCAAGUUCGACAUGGCAGUCGACCGCUUCAUCGGAGCACUUGACAUUGUUUAG
This is a messenger RNA of Rhododendron vialii, 1245 nucleotides long. RefSeq lists its product as uncharacterized. The record is from RefSeq and is a predicted model, not a curated record. Bases 1 to 1245 code for a protein of 414 amino acids. The transcript has 5 exons. Lineage: Eukaryota; Viridiplantae; Streptophyta; Magnoliopsida; Ericales; Ericaceae.